This is a messenger RNA of Drosophila persimilis, 579 nucleotides long. RefSeq names its product biogenesis of lysosome-related organelles complex 1 subunit 3 (gene Blos3). The coding region runs from base 87 to 527 and encodes 146 amino acids. Gene Ontology annotation, cellular component: BLOC-1 complex. The record is from RefSeq and is a predicted model, not a curated record. NCBI's taxonomy places the organism in Eukaryota, Metazoa, Arthropoda, Insecta, Diptera, Drosophilidae. The transcript has 3 exons.
AUUCAAGAUUUGGAAAAUACUAGAAAAUACUGCCAUAGCAGUGGGUCAGCUGUUCCCGAACCGUUCGUUAAUUAGCUAAAACUGAAAUGGCUGAUCUGGUGAGAGGAGAAGCCUCUGAAUCCGAUGAGGAGCUGCAGGACCAGCACAAGAUUUUUGCAGCAGAGGUUCCAGGGGAGGCAACCGAGGAGGAUGACGACGAUGAAGACAUCUACGAGCAGAGGCGGAGCACCCAUGUGUCGUCCAGCACAGCCUCGAUCUAUCGCAACAAUCUGCUGCAGCGCAAACUAAUUGAAAACAACAUUGCCAUUUGGAGAGCUCUGACAGCGCUGACACGCAAUCUUGUGGUGAACGCCUCCAAGCAGUUGCUGACCACUGACCAAAUGCUCAUUAAGUCACAGUUGUCCAUGCAGUCGGCCCACACGUCCCUGCAGCAGGCCCAGCGCCAUGUCAGUGAGUUGCAGUCCCGGACGGCGGCCGUGAUGGCUGGCGGCAGUUUCCUGCCGCAUAUAAAUAUAAGGAAUGCGUGAGAAUUGACUACAAACACACAAAUUUAUUAAUAAACGAACAAAUAUAGGCUAA